This is a messenger RNA of Pogona vitticeps (central bearded dragon), 2305 nucleotides long. The record is from RefSeq and is a predicted model, not a curated record. Lineage: Eukaryota; Metazoa; Chordata; Lepidosauria; Squamata; Agamidae.
CAGUCCUUUAAGCAGUGACACCCACCCUGACACGGGUUUCUCUGGGGUGUGUGGAAGGGAGGGGCGGGGACGCGCCGGGAGAAGCCACCGCAGGAGGUUCCCUUCCUUAGGUCUCGUGUCUGCCGGCUCUUCUCUUCGCGGUCCCUGCCGCCGCUUCUGCGCUCGCGCGUCCCCGUGCGCUUUUUUUGCACAGCAGCUGUGCGCCAGGCGGGAGCAAAGACACAGGCGAUGUGUGUGUCCGGGGAGCAGGUGCGCGCGCGCCGGAGCGUUCCCGCGCCUUUCUCUCAGGUCCACAGGUAGCAGCAGCAGCCGCCGCCGCCGCCGCCGCCGCCGAAGAAGACGACGACGACGAAGAGGGAGGGGGGGGGAGAAACGGCAACUCAGCUGCAGGAGAGCCUGGGCUCGGCUUUGGGAGCGGCGCCGAGGCUCCCUUCGGCCGUGCGGAUGGAUGGCCGGCGGAGCGCUCUCCCCGGGGCUGCCUGCGCCCGUCGCCUUUGACCCGUGUGGGCUGCUUGCUUUCUCUUGAGCCUCCUUUCCCGCCUCGCUCCUUCUUCUCUUCCUUCGUUGGUUUUUAAAAGAUGAUCAUGAGGAUGAGGAUGCUUUUAAAAAAAAUCGUCAGCCUGGGGAUCCGUUGCGAUAGAAAUGGGAUUUUUUUUCUUCCCUCCCCCGCCUUCGCAAACGACUUUUUAUUUUAACCAAAUGCUUUUCUUUCUGACCUGGACAUCCGUUCGGCUUGCCAAGUUUGUAGCGAGACACGUCUUCUGAAAUUUCGGUCUCCCGCUCCUCUGCACAUUUUCUCUUUCCCCCCCCCCCGCGCCUUUUUUUUUUUUGAGAGGGGGCUGUUAACAUCUCUUACAGCAGCCCUUCCUGCAUGUAGCGACACCGAUUUCGAUUUUCUUUCCUCCUCUCCUUAUUUUUUUUCCAAAACCGAGCCGCCUCUCCCCGCUUCUCUUUCAAGACAUUGGCAGAUCCUCUAGGGAGCUAAUGGAUACUAAGGAAUCGCCUUGCCACCUUCUUCCGUCGACUCUUCACCAAAGAGGGACAAUGAAGACAUAACGUUGCUUGCCCCCCUCCCGUACCUCUAUACCCAUACAUAUAUAAAACAAAAAAUUCCAGCCGUCAACUUCGCCUCCUCAUCUCCAAGUAUUUAUGACUGCAGAUCAGGUACUAAGGAGGGGUAGUUUGAUAAGGAUAUAGACCUUCAGCUAACUGGAAUUGAUUUACAAAUGGGGAAUCUUCAGUAAAUGGAUGCUCUCUGCAUUUGGUUACUUUGGAAAACAGAAUUGUUGAUUGAAUGACGUCUGAAAAAGAAGGCUGAGUGAAGAUGCUGUCUCUACAAGAGUGAAAGCAAUGGAACAUGGUUGUUGUGUGAAGAGGGUUUUGCAGAUUUCCUGACAGGCUCACCCUCUGGGAGUCUAAUUCAUACAUUUCAUUUCCCUGGCCCCUUGGGAAGAGCCUUGUUUACCCGUUUUCUUUCCCAUCCAGUGGAUACAAAUAAGAUUGUUUUCACCACAGCCGUACAACUAAUGUGGGACCAUCAUGGCCUUUCCAAAAUCCAUGUGGCUGAAUUGCAUGUGGAGAGCGAUACUAGUCCGCCUUUUGCACGUGGGAUUGGAUGCCACGUUCACAUUUUGCAUACUUGGCUUCUUGCUUCAUGCUGCUGCAGUAUCGUCGCAAAAACUGGACGAUACUGACCCAGUGGUGACCACCAGCUUUGGAAAGAUCAGAGGGAUGAAGAAGGAAUUGAACAAUGAAAUUUUGGGGCCUGUUAUUCAGUUUCUUGGAGUUCCUUAUGCUGCUCCUCCAGUUGGGGAGCGUAGAUUUCAACCCCCUGAACCACCAUCUCCGUGGCCAGAUAUUAAAAAUGCUACUCAGUUUGCACCGGUGUGUCCCCAGAACAUUAUAGAGGGCAGGUUACCUGAAGUCAUGCUUCCUGUCUGGUUUACUAAUAACUUGGAUAUAGUUUCUACCUACGUUCAAGAUCAGAAUGAAGACUGCCUCUAUUUGAAUAUAUAUGUCCCAACUGAAGAUGUCAAAAGAAUAUCCAAGGAAUGUGCCAGAAAACCCGGCAAGAAAAUUUGUAGAAAAGGAGGUCCCCUAACAAAGAAACAGACAGAUGAUUUAGGUGAUAAUGAAGGUGCAGAGGACGAAGACAUUCGAGAUAGUGGGGGGCCCAAACCAGUGAUGGUGUAUAUUCAUGGAGGGUCCUACAUGGAAGGCACUGGAAAUUUAUAUGAUGGGAGUGUGCUGGCCAGUUAUGGCAAUGUGAUUGUCAUCACCGUCAACUACCGGCUUGGGGUACUUG